GACGGCGAGUGAAGAUGAGGAGUUUGGAGGUAACGUAGGGGGGAGGUUGAAUUAAUUUGAUGAAAAAAUAUGAAGAGGUGUAAGGCAGCGGAAAACUCUCCCAGAAAAUGUUUCUGUCACUGCAGAUUUAUUUUCUGCAGUUUUGCAGGAAUUUUUUAAUUACAUAGUUUUUUUUUCUGUAAAUAUCCUAAAAAGAAUCAAUUUUUCAGUGAAUUAUUUGGUCACGACGGUUAAAAAAUUUUAACCAUGGGUUAUAAACAACGAGUGUAUAAUAUCUAAGAAUCCCGUGAAAAAAUGAACAAUGUCAUUGAUAAAUUUAAUUAUUGAAAACGACUGAAUUUAGUCUAUUCAGUAGAAAACAGUAAAAGAUACUUUAUCGGCUCAAUAUGUGAAUGAAAUACGUUUGCACAUGAAUGAUAAUAACUUCAGAAAAAAAAACAAUUCUAAAAAUUUAUACUGACGCAGACGUUUCGCUUGCCCUUUUAGGGUGGUAGAAGGUCAUCGCUUUAUCAAAAUUCUUCGACAAAUCUGUGUUCAAAAUUGUUCAUAUUUUUCACCCUAAAGAUACGUUGAUCUUCAUUGUCGUCUCAUACCGAUUAAUGUCCUUUGAUUUCUGAAUAUAUCGAUAGUGUUCAGCACACAGAGUUGAUAAACCCUCUCGCAGUACAAUUUAUUCAAGAAUGAAAAUAUUUCCGAUAUGAGAAAUUGAAGAAGAUGAAUGUCAAAUAACGAUAGAUCGCAAGUAUUAACCAUGGAAAAUAGCUAUCGCGUCGUCGGGUACGAGCAAGUCAGAGGGGCACGUGUCACCCCAACUGGCCAAUCUGCUUUCAUCAGGGGCGGAGUUCUCACCCGCAAAACCGCUGCGCGGGUUUUGCGGCCAACUGGCGCGCAACGGUGGGGUUGAAAAUUCUCUAUAUCGCGAAUAUCACCUACCCCUGUUCCUGCUUCCACUACCGGCGUUCAAAUCACAAACGUCAAAGUAUUGCGACGAUUCUCACCACUUUGCCGAGCUUUAAAAAAAAAUCGGUCCAACGAUUCAAAAGCUAAAAACCACGUGAAUAAUUUGUAAUAUAAAAAAACAUUCUCUUUUGAAAAAAUCUACAAUCAAAGUUCUCAAACAUAGUGAUGUAAUUGCCAAGAAAAAAUUUAAUUAAAUUUAAUUUAACCUUCAACUGCUUAAAUAGAUAUCAAAAUUCCUCAAAUUCCCCUAAAACAAGACAUUCGCACUGAUGAAACUAAAAUUUUCCGAACGUAGUGGAAUCAUCGCAGGAAAAUAGAAAAUGAUGUGAUUGUAAAUUUGAAAUUAAGUCAAUGAAGUAUUGAUCAGCAAACUAUUAGAAAAAUCCUAGGGAAAGCGCAUUUACGAAUUUAAAAUCUCUCAAAGAUAACACAAUCAUUAUUAAUAAAUCCCCAAUUAUGUGAUUUUUUAAUUGAAAUAAUUUCAUUAAAACAGUGGAAAGAAAUGUUUGACUGCUAACCAAAAUCUCCAACGCGAUUAAAAACCCUAAAAAUGUACAGUUUAUACAGAGCUUGGUUCGGUGAAGAGAGUUAUCCUCGACUGGAGAGCCUGUCACCCCCAGAUACAGUGGUGCGAGUGGGAAACGAGGGUGAGCACCAAUUUGUGGCGCACCGAGGUGUUCUCGCAGCGCACAGUGGUUACCUAAAAGCCCUUCUCGCUACAACCGGAAGUACCUCUUCCAGUCGCGAGGGUCCAGGAAAUGUGACAUCAGUGUCAGUCUCAUCAAUUGGUGGUGAAGCAUUCGCCCCACUCCUGAACUAUAUGUACACCGGUCGUCUUGAGGUAACCCUGGAGAACAUCUACAGUGUCCUAUUAGCCACCCACUUGCUACACAUGCCGGGUGCCCUUGAGCAAUGCCGUGCGGCUCUCCUGAGACUCCGUGGUCCUCCACCACCCCCUCCCCACUUACCCCCAGCUCACACAAAUACAACUGUUCUCAGACCAGUGCCCAGCAGACUCGUGGGACCACCAAUUUGUUGGCCUCAAUCAGGACUCUACUCACCAACCGUCGGACUCACUCAUUUGCCUAAUCUUCAGUUACCACCUGGAUUACCAGUUUUACAAGCACCAAAUAUCAUUCAUGAAACAGCAACCUCUGCUACUGUAUGCAGAAGGAUUUCUCCAUCACCGCGACCGCCAACACCCCAACCACUGAAGCAUCCUAAGAAGUCUCACGCCCGGACGAAAAGUCCAUCAGCAAAGAAAGAAAAGCGAGAGCAGGUGAAAGCAACUGAAUCUGAAAAGGAAACUCCCGAGAAGCCCCAAAAUCAAUCACCAAACGUCUGUCACCAUCCUCCAGAGUUUGACGAGAGGACGUCAGUCCCCUCAGUUGAGUCCUUGUCCCAGAGACCCAGUGGAAGAAUUUCAGGACUGAGCACCGAUCAGGGCUCAACCAGCGCCACAGGGGUCGUCCUGGACAUUGCCUGCUGCGAUGGACCAGUGAAGUUUCACCGAGUACUCAAUGAGAACUACACAACUCCAGUGGGUGAUCUAACCACCUACCCCCCAGCCCCCCGAGACCACCCGGAGAGGCCUGAAUCAGUCAGUGAGAAUGAUGAGAAUGGAAGGCCAGAUCGAAGUUCUGAUUCUAUCGGUGAAUCGAGUGGGCACGGUUGUUACACCUGUGAAUACUGUCAACACACCUUCAAAUCCCACUAUUGCUACAAAAAGCACGCAAGAAGACACCUAUUGCCAACUGAAAACGAGACUAAUGCGAGGACAGAUGGUAAACGAAGAGAAGUUCGUUUAUUGGAUCUCAAUGUGCAGUAUUAUCCGUGUAAAAUAUGUGGAAGUAAAUUUCCGAGUUACUAUUUCGUUCACAAACACAAAAAAAUGUGCCAUCCAAACGAAGUGGAGCGCAACUCGGAGGGAGAAAAUAGCCAGAGUAUUCCAGCAACUAGCAACUUGGCUAAAACGUAAAUUGCAAUGUAAUUUAGUUGAAUUAUUAAUCGAAGAUUUUAAGAUUCGAUGGUAGAGGAGAAAAUACAACGUAGAAGAAAUCAAAUUCUGAUGAACUGUAUCUCGAUGAGAAAUUUUAGAGCUUCAUUGCUGAUUAAUCUGUACAGAUUAUUGAAGAAUAAAAUAUUAUAGUAACAAAAUGUCUUGUCGUUAGUUAAGAACUUAAAUUGUCACUCAUGAAUUGAUGAAUAAAUUGAUUUGAAUCGAGGCCAAACAUCAUUUGUCGAAUUGCAUUGAAUAUACAUUUAAUCAACGAUUAAUUCGUUUGGUAAUUUUUUGUGUCUUCAUUGUUUCAAUAUUAAAAAAUGGAUAACAUAUCGCAACUACCUCCUCCAUAUUCG
Messenger RNA from Diachasmimorpha longicaudata, 3318 nucleotides. RefSeq lists its product as uncharacterized. The record is from RefSeq and is a predicted model, not a curated record. The coding region runs from base 1511 to 2938 and encodes 475 amino acids. Gene Ontology annotation, molecular function: DNA-binding transcription factor activity, RNA polymerase II-specific; protein binding; RNA polymerase II cis-regulatory region sequence-specific DNA binding. Gene Ontology annotation, biological process: regulation of transcription by RNA polymerase II. The transcript has 3 exons. NCBI's taxonomy places the organism in Eukaryota, Metazoa, Arthropoda, Insecta, Hymenoptera, Braconidae.